AUGAUCAAGCAAGUCUGUGCCGCGGUUUGCACCGUUUUUUCUAUUGCCUAUUCCAGCUACUACCUGCUGCACCUGACUCGUCACCUCACACGUGCUUGGAGACAAGACGGUCCUUUGCUCCACAGACGCCCUGCACGUCAGCGUGCCGCCCGGCAGCCCCAGAGGAGAGAGGAGCAGAGCCUGAAGAGCCUGAGGGGCAUUGUGAGUCUGGGCCAGCCGACACAGAGGUACACGGCAUUUGAAGAACUUGGACGAGGGGGAUUUGGAGCUGUUUAUAAAGCCCUCGAUGCCAGCACGGGACAACAGGUGGCCAUCAAGAAAAUUCGCCUUCAUGGGAAGAGAUCCGAGGAGCUGGCUGUCAAUGAAAUCCUGGCCAUGAGGGACAACAGGAAUGCCAAUAUUGUCACCUACUUAGACAGCUACCUGGUCCAUGGGGAACUCUGGCUGGCGAUGGAGUUGAUGGACGGCGGCACGUUGUCAGAUGUGCUCAGGGCAGUGUACCUGGAGGAAGGACAGGUCGGCGCUGUCUGUCGGGAGUGCCUACAAGGACUGCAUUUCCUUCACUCCCACCAAGUCAUCCACAGAGAUGUGAAAAGCAGCAACGUUCUUGUGGGCAUGGACGGAUCAGUCAAACUGGCUGACUUUGGCCUCUGCGCUCAGCUCAGCCCUGAGCGCAGCAAGCGCAGCUCCAGGGUGGGCACUCCCGGCUGGAUGGCACCAGAAGUGGUGAGAGGAGAAGCCUACGGCCCCAAAGUGGACAUCUGGUCGCUGGGGAUCAUGGGGCUGGAAAUGGUGCAAGGGGAAGCUCCUUUCCAGAAGGAAGUCCGUCUGAGGGUUUGUGAACUGAUAGAAAGGAACGGGCCCCCACAACUGCAGAACCCCCGGCACCACUCGGCUCUCCUGCGCCUCUUCCUGAGCUGCUGCCUGCAGGCAGACGAGGACGGGCGCUGGUCUGCCCAGGAACUGCUGGAGCAUCCCUUUGUGACUUCAGGCCAUCCUGCCUCCAGCCUGGCCGCUCUGAUCAUCUCAGCCAAGCAAGUGCGGGAAGAGCGGAGAAGAGACGUGCCGCGCCACCUGAGAGGAGUGAGAAAUAAGAAUGAAGCUAUCAAAGAUCAGGCUGAGACUCAGAAGAACUGGACCAUGCACGUGCUGCCACCUGUCAGCGUGAAUAAUCUGCUCGGAAGAGAGAAUGAGGAAGAUGAAGAUGAUGAAGUAGCCAGAUGA
Molecule: messenger RNA, 1224 nt
Organism: Oenanthe melanoleuca
Lineage: Eukaryota; Metazoa; Chordata; Aves; Passeriformes; Muscicapidae
Product: serine/threonine-protein kinase PAK 3-like
Biological process (GO): intracellular signal transduction; protein phosphorylation; regulation of MAPK cascade
Cellular component (GO): cytoplasm
Molecular function (GO): ATP binding; protein serine/threonine kinase activity
Source: RefSeq, a predicted model, not a curated record